AUGGUUGCCGCGCUCAAGACGGCUUCCGAAACGGCUUUGCAGAUCCAGAUCGAGGCAGUCGCGGUGACCGCCCCGUGGAUGGUGGCCUUGGAUAACCAGUUCCUGGAUGUCGUGCAUGAUGUCGUCCGGGCCAUACCAGCGCUUUGUGCAAGCGAGUCUAGGACUGCGGAAUGGAAGGAAAACGGCAAGGCGGAUCACGUCGAGCUUGUGAUACCGGAUGACCGGACGUAUGGGGCCUCCAAAGGAGCCGCGUUCUGGUUGCGAACAAGGAUGGAUAGGACGUAUUGUGCCGAGGAAGGUAUCUCGGAUCAGUAUGAUAUGAUAGGAGAUACUCAUGUGGAGUUAUAA
Pseudogymnoascus destructans is the source of this 348-nucleotide messenger RNA. RefSeq lists its product as uncharacterized. Bases 1 to 348 code for a protein of 115 amino acids. Lineage: Eukaryota; Fungi; Ascomycota; Leotiomycetes; Thelebolales; Thelebolaceae. The record is from RefSeq and is a predicted model, not a curated record. The transcript is spliced from 2 exons.